Molecule: messenger RNA, 8845 nt
Organism: Gigantopelta aegis
Lineage: Eukaryota; Metazoa; Mollusca; Gastropoda; Neomphalida; Peltospiridae
Product: golgin subfamily A member 6-like protein 6
Exons: 14
Coding region: 193-1878 (561 amino acids)
Source: RefSeq, a predicted model, not a curated record
AAUACCUUAUUACAAUGUGAGCUGAAUAUUUUAUCUUGUAUAAUUUAUUAUUUGCUUUUGAAUAUAAUUAAAUACCAUUUUCAUGUUUAGUGCCAAUUGUGUAAAAAAAAGUUUCUUCGGUUUUCUUUGAAGUUUGGGAUUUUGCCGACAAGAUAUUACCUAAACUGUCAAGGUGUCUUCUAACCAUCUACAAUGGUUCUGACAGAUCUUCCAUUUCAAAAGAGCUCGGUGAUUCACAGUCGAUACAGUCUGAUUCGACGCCCGGAUAGCGCACCACCCGGUCAAGCUGAUGUGAACAUGGAUGAUGCUGCUAGAGAGUGUAAACAAUAUGCAGCCUUUUUAAAAGAGCAGGAAAGAAGAGUGGGGCCUGACGGUUACGUUGACUCAAAGAAAUUCAGUCAUACAUUUAAUGUUCGGAAGUCACGCUCAAAACCAAGACGCCUUAGCAAUAAUGGAUCUUUGACCAAUGUUGUUCAGUUGUCGAGUAAAGUUGAAAAGGACAAGGGUGAAUAUGAGAAAAGGAUUAAAGUUAUUGAGGAUCACAUGUGGCAGCACAAGCAGGAAGAACGGGAACUGAAGAGAGUGGAAGGCGACAUCAUCAAGAAUCAGAGGGCUGUCCGCCACACUCUCAGAGAUUACGAAAAUGCAAUUACCAAAAAGAAGUUAGCAGAAGACAAAAAGUUUAACCAUUCUAUGGACAAAUUUACAAAGCUCUCUCAAGAACAUAUUCACAAGAAAGAAGAUCUUACAAAACAAAGAAUUGAAGUUAAGCUGCUUAAAGAACAAGAAGAAAAGUCCUCCAGUAGAAAGGUUUUAGUGCGCAGAAAUGACCUGUGUCACCAGUUUGAGACGAAAGCCGAGGCAAUAGAACUGAAACAGCUUGAAGUGAUGCGACUCAGUCAGGAAUUUGAAAACCAGAUGAGAUUAAAAGAGGAAGAAAAGUUUCAACUGAUGAAGGAGCUCGGAGAUCUAGCAAUAGCACUGAACAUGGAAGCUCAGAAAGGCAGAGUACAAUCAGUUGAAAUAGAGAAAGAGAAAUCGAAGGAAAACACUCAGCGAAUCAAGGAAGAUUUAACACAUGAUAAAUUAUUGAAUGAAAAACUGGCUCGAAGUGACGUUGAAUCCAAGACAGCUUUGCAGAACAAGAGACGAUUAAGUGUUGACCUGUCGGUGACCAAAUCUCACUUAGAUAUCAAGAAACGCGAUGAACAGCGUCAUUUAACUGAUACUCAGAUUCGACUGGAAGACAACACGACAACACAGAGGAGUUUGAACAAUGCUGCGUUGUGUGCUGGGAUGGAUUUGAAGGCAAAACGGAUCGACCAAAGACUCGAGGCACACAAUGCACGGCGGGUGAAUCAGCUGCACAACCACAUGAAGCUGAAGAAAGACCGGGAGCAAUCCCAGCAGGCCGUGUGGGAGGAACGCUUCAAGAAACGCUACCAGGAGCAGCAGAUACGUGAACAUGAAGACUCCAUCAAGUUCUUCUCAAAAAUGGUCAACAAGGGCGAUGAUCUGGAACAGAGUCUGUACAACAAGGUGCGCAAUGCUGAGUACGCGCGACAGCAACAGGAGCAGUCCGUGCGGCGCAUGCAGCAGACGCUGGCAGAGAUCAAGAGAAUCAACAACCUGAAACUCACCCAAGAAAUAGUCGACAGACAGAGACAAGAAAAAGAGCUGGAGCAGCGACUGCUUAAAGAAAAAGCCGAACUUGAUAAGGUCCAUGCCCAGCGUGAGGAGAGCUACAUUCGACUCCAGAACCACCGGCGCCAACUCCAGGAAGAUCAGUACCUGUUGGAAGAACAUCAACGUGAACAUGAACGUCUGCAUCGCAUCGGCGUCAAGUCAGAUACCAGCACUGCGGAAAUCACCUACUGAAACAUCGGCAGGCUUUUUCUGUCUGGUCCACUGAACUGAUUCUUUUGUACAGAGGUGGAAGCAGGAUUUGUCUUAGGAGGAAGUUUAACUUUUUUUUAAAGGGCACACAGGUUAUUCCAAAUUACUCAAACUUAUUAUAUACUAUAUUGUGUAGGUCAUAUUCUCCUGAAAUAUAUUGAUCAAUAUCUAUGGUUUAAAGUGUCGUUCACAAAAUCAGCUGAUGUGAAGUGAAGUUGAAGAUGGUGUAUCUGUUACAGAUAACAUUCACCAGAAAGCUAAUUCAACAAGUAAUAUUUUAAUAGAUCUUUUCUUAUGAGGGCUUUUCUAGAAUUGAUCACAAGGGGAAUUUGGGGAGAGUAAUGUUUUAAUAUACACACCACCUACAAAAUAAUUUUUUUAAUUAACCCUGGCCUAGUGGACACUCAUAACCAAUAAAAUAAAAGUCAUAAUUUCUCACUAAUAAAUUGUCAUGUAACAUACACUAUUAUUGUAUAGUUUGGCAAACUAAUGACCUUGUUGGUACUAAAUAUGAAACACAAAUGACUUUUCAUUUAUGCCUCUGUUUUCAUUGUUAAAUUAUGUAAUAAAUUGUGUAAUAAAAUGUUAUAAUACAAUUCAUUACAGAUUUUUAAACAAUAAAUAGAAAUUUGGUUUUUGAUAAUUAUUUUUGAACCUGAUUAAAAUGCAAAAUUAUACCAAUUAUUGUGUGUAAAGUGGUUUACAUGAUUUCUAAGUGCAUGUAUGGAUAAUAAAAAAUAAAUUUAAAUGCUUUUGGAGAACAAAAAGAGUUGAGGUAAUAAAUAGAAUAACAAACUCACUAACAAGUAUCAAAUUUAUGUGUCAUGAAAUAAUUUUAAUUUGUCACUCACUAAAUUUUGUAACAGGUGGAAAAUAUUUCACUCAGGACAUAAAUAUGAUAAUAAUUGGAAACUCAUAUAUUAUCCUCUAUAUGUAAACCAUAUAUACAAUGGGCAAGAUACAUGGCAAACCCACAAGUCAUAUACAAUAAUUAUAGUGCCUCUAACGCCUGUCCCCUCCUAUCCAUGUGAUCAUGUUUGGACAGCCCUUAAAUUGAGUUUUUAAGACAAGUGAAUUUAGUUUCACUUUUUUCAUACAAGCUUCGCCAGAUUGUGACAGAAUGAUUUUUUUAGUUUAAAGCCUAAACCUGUCUGUAAGUGGAAGUACAUUCAUUUAAUACUUCGGUUAACAGUUUUCAGUUGUUGGAUAAGGUGCUUCUGUUGUAUAAAGUGCGAGUGCGAAUAAUUUGUACAUGCUCAUAUACCACUAGAGUUUCGAGCAUGUCCGUCCCGGGGCCUGUCUCUGGAUAGCCAGGGGCUUGUCCCGGGACAGAUUGUAUAAAGUGAAUAGAACAUUGAUCUCUGGAUAACUCGUGAAGUAAAAUAAUGUUAAAUAUUCAAGCUUAUUAUAACAAGAAAAUAAUCUGAUAACUGAAUAUUUUAUUUUAUAAUUAAUGAUAAUGAUGGUUUCCAGUUGAUUUAUUUUCUAAAAGAAAAGAUUUAUAUAUAAUUGUUAAUUACAUUUUUAAAAAUUUCUUAUGCACUCAAUUUUUUAAAAGUUCAAAAUGUUCAAGAUGCACAUGAUAGAUACUCUUUUAUAAAAGUAUUUUUGUACAUUAAUCUUAUGCAUCUAAAACAACAAUGAUUUUAUAUUUUUUAUUGUUGCUACGAGCAACACCAGAAGGCUGUGAAUAAUAAUUUUGUGAUAUAUGCAUGAUAAUGCAUCAAAAUCUUUAUUCAAGAAAUAUUUAAUAUUUAUUAGUUGUUUUAAGAAGGCCAAAAGAAUAAAUGUUAUCUCAGAUUGUUGUGUGAAAUAAAAAUAUUUUCUGAUUAAUUCAGAUAUAUAAGUGCUACAGUUUAUAUACACACUGAAAGCAAGAUCUUUUAUAAACAUUAUUGACUAUUAGCAUUUGCAUUUAACAUGUUUGGGAAAUGGCACAAUGUUUUCAAUGGUAUAAUGAGACCUACUAACUCAGUAUCAUCCGCUUACUGCCAAACAGUUAAACAUGUUGUGAGGAUCAUCUUAACAAUUUGAUUGUUUUUUUCAGACUACAAAUGUUUUUAUUAGUAUAGUAUGAAAUGUGUUUCCCACUUGCCUAAACUCAACAUUUCCCUACCUUGCCCUAAAAUUGAACUGUUUAUGUAGUUGAUUAUUAUUUAAAUACUAUAUGUAUUUAUGUUUUUGGAAAUGAUGGAAUAUUUUCAGUAGAUUUGGAUUGUUUCUGAAUUCUUAAAAGUUAUAUCACAUUCAAAUUAGCACGUGAGAUUGUUUUACAAGUUUCUGUUAUCCAUGACUGGUGUUUUCAAAAUUUCAGUAUUAAUGAGGUUAAAUGUUCACAUAAUUUUUUUCAUUUUACACUAAUAUCAUUUAUACAUCAAUAUGUGUUUAUAUAUUAAUCUGUUCAUACGUUAUCAUGUGUAAAUAUCAUAUUUUCAUCUAUAAGAUUAUGUGGUAACAUGUUUUUCAAACAUCCUAGUUUGGUUUGAAAUCAAUUAAUCAGCCUCAACUUAUUUACCUUUGUGUCAGUCAGUAUCCUGUCUACUCCAGCAUAUCAUGUCUAAUAACAUGUUUGUACAUUGUCAGUAUGCAUCUAGUUUGUCAUCUCAGGCCAGGCUGACUACAGUAAGGAUUUGUAGAUUUGGUUAUAAAUAACACAUCAGUGUACAUCUAGUAUUCUGUCCUAGACAGGAAAUCUGGCACAAACCAGAACUUGUGUCCAGGAUGGACGUGCCUGAACCUUCAGUGGAUAUGGGCACGUUAAUAGAGUUUUCCUUCCUUUUCCUCCUUACAUCUAGUUUGUCAUCUCAGGCCAGGCUGACUACAGUAAGGAUUUGUAGAUUUGGUUAUAAAUAACAUGUUACAUCUAGUAUUACAAACCAGAACUUGUGUCCAGGAUGGACGUGCCUGAACCUUCAGUGGAUAUGGGCACGUUAAUAGAGUUUUCCUUCCUUUUCCUCCUUACAUCUGGUUUGUCAUUUCGUGUUGUCCACAGUGAGGUAAAUUCUGCUUCUGUUGCCUUGAAUGGGCUCAUGUACAAGUUCAUCCAUUGAAGCAGAAUAUGCUCAUUUUUCGAAAACAGCUGGCAUCAAACCUGUAUUGUCUGUGAUUUAUAAGUACAUACUGGACUGGAAUGGUUUUGUCUGAAUUCAGUAAAGAAUAUUUUGCAAUAACAAGGUUCCUGAAUAACAGGGUUCAGUGGUAUUACAUGUACUAAAAAUGUGGUUCUUUCAAAUUCAAAAAUAGUUAUCAUGGUCAAUAUAGGAAGAUAAGUUUUUGAUUUGGGACUGUUGAAUAGAAUUGUAUGAAAAAAAUAUUAAAAAAUGUUAUUAUUUUACAUGAGAAAUCAAAAUCAAAUGUGACUGCUGUUGCUCUGUCAGGAACCAGGGUACAUAGCUACCGUAAAUAGAUUUUUGUAAAUUAUUAUGUCUCAUGCUGAAUCCUAAGUCAUUCAGUUGCAUUCCACAUUUUGUAACAACUGCUUUGUCUUGGGUAGUAAAUCUAAACGACAAUCAUAUCUGUACACAAGACAAGAGUCAAAAUGACGUUUACAUGAUCGUUACUGCUUCCAUGAACCACUCAAACAUUUUGCCUAUAGGAGGACUGCCACUCCUACAUACCUUUUAGGACCAACUCCUAUAGGACUGGUACUCCUGCAUACUUUGUGGGACUGUCACUCCUACUUUUCUUAUAGGAAUACUGCCACUCCUAUGUAGCUACCUUUCUCAGAGGACUGUCACUCUCGCUUAGCUACCUAGUAGGACUGCCAAUCUCCUACCUAUCUAGUAGGAGGACUGUCAGUCCUUAGGCUUGUUUGACAAAUUUCAACCUGCAAUAGACAACUUGGCCUCUGAUCAUGUUGAAUACCUGAUAUCUUCUCCUGAAAACUGAAUAGAUUUUUAAAUGUUUCAUGUAAUCUUUCAACCAUUUUACACUCAAUCCAUGCACAGAUCUUGGGUGUAUUAUAAAAAAGACAACUAGUUUAAAAUUAGCGUUUAUGUCCAGUGUGUCAUAAUCUUGACUUGAACAUCUUAAAAACACUCUCUUGUUUGAAUCAGAAAGUGUCACAUUCCAGGAUUAAACUCAAACUAAUAAUAAACGACAAUUACUACACCUUGGUUUUGGUUUUGUACAGAGUAAAUAUAACAUAUUCAACGGUAAUUUGUUCAAUUUGACAAAUGGUGCUUUUUUUCAUUCAUCUUUUUUUUUGUCUAUUUAUUUUUAAAAAACCCCUGUUAAAACAAACACAACAACACAAAAACAAGCCCAUACCAUGUGUAAAGAAGUUUGUCUCCUCAAUAUGGAUCUCAGAAUUAUUUUGACACAGUUGAAGGUAAGUAGUCUUUGUCCAGUUGAAGCAUAGAACAAUAGUUGUUCUAUUAACGAUGUCAGUAUUUGAAUGUCACAUUGCAUUUCCCUACAACAACAAUAAACCUCCUGCAUGACUUUUUAGUUUACAGAAUGCUGGAAAAUUCAAAAUUGCAAUUUUAUUUAUUUAUUGGAAGAAUAAUACAUGUACGGUAUUACUAAUGUAUCUAACUGCAAUUAAAAAAAAUAUUUUAAUGCAAAAGAAAUUCCAUUUAUUAAAUAUGGAUAUGAAGUGAAAUUAUGAUGAGAUAUGUUACAUUUGUGUAUGAAGCAAAAAUGAUGGUACAGAAAUUGUCACAGACCUUGGCUGUUUUGAUUGUUAAUUUUCAAUUAGGUUUCACUAUUAAAGUAUUUUCAUAUUCUGUGUCACAUUUUGUCAGAAUUUGAUUAAUUUGUUGUAAUUGAUGCCAUUGUGUGUGUCAGUGUUCCUGGUACAAACUAUGUACAAGUAGCUUUGUUAAACAUGAGGAAACUAAGUACAAGAAUUCUCAUUGGGAGAGAAAUGUUUUCGAACAGCCAAUCAGCUAUAGCCAUUAGGGAUACAAUCAUGAAAUGUAUGCACAUAUUUGAUGUUGAUUUUCAGUAUAGAAGUUUUACAAUUAUAAAAUCUGACAUUUCAAGACAGUGUGUAGUAUUCAGUUUGUUUGACAGCAGAUGACAUUGAUGAGAGUUAGAACUGACAAGUAGUACCGGUAAGAUAUAUAUUGUGAUAGAAUGGAGAAUGCUCUGACCAAUCAUAUAUAUUAUUGCUGUGGUUUUAACAUGUUCUUGUCAGAGUAAUACAAGUCUGUUUACUACCACGUCAAGGGAGUCAACUUCUUCCUUUAUGGUUUUCUAUUUUGUUUUGUUUGUGUUUGUUAGUGUUUUGUAUAUAUUUGUUUUUAUUUAUUUUUGUGUGUUUUUGUCUUGACAUGUACCAGUACAUCCAUCCAUCUCUCUGUCUCUCUCUCUCUCUCUCUCUCUCUCUCUCUCUCUCUCUCUCUCUCUCUCUCUCUCUCUCUCUCUCUCUCUCUCUCUCUCUCUCUCUCUGUGUGUGUUAUUUUCUGGUGAGGAUAAUGGCAACACUAACAAAUUUGUCAUCAAGUCUGCAUUUCUCACAAUCUAUAAGUCAUAGUUUCACCUGUACCUUUUUUCUUUCUUUUUUCUUCUUUUUUUAAACAACUAGAUUAAUAAUAAAAUAUACACUACAAAUUUAAAAAACCCAAUAUUUUUGUCUGUACACCAAGCCUAGAUGUUGGCUUGUUUAGCACUGGGAUUGUGUAUAUCCAUUGUUGAUCCCAGUGCACUCAUUUGGGAGUAUUUGUAUCCCACUGACACAUUCCGUAUUGUUGUACAAGUAGUCUGGCUGGUACACAUGUUAUUUAGACUGGUACCUUUGUUAAUAUAUAUUUUUUUAUUUAUCAUAUUUCAUCUAUACCAUUGUUUAUGAUAAAAGCAGUGUCUGUGAUUUUAUGUGCCAUUGUUUGUUUUUAACACAUUUAUAUUAUAUUCAUAAUUUUUGUUGACAUUUAGAAUAUUUUUUAUUUUACCCUGUUUUUUUAUUAUUAAAAAUCUCUUCAUGGUCUUUUCCAGGGACUAAGUUCUGAUGCUUGCCAAAGUUUUCUCUCAAAUAUGUAACAGAAUUUAUAUGUGAAUCAUGUUGGAACACCAUCAUGAUGUCAUUGUCAUGUUGAUUGCAGUUACUAGUUAUGUCAUUGUGUUGAUUGCUUUCACCAGUGAUGUCAUUGUGUUGAUUGCAGUCACCAGUGACAUCAUUGUCGUGUUGAUUGCAGUUACCAGUGACAUCAUUGUGUUGAUUGCUUUCACCAGUGAUGUCAUUGUGUUGAUUGCAGUCACCAGUGACGUCAUUGUUGUUGAUUGCAUUUACCAGUGAGGUAAUUGUUGUGUUGAUUGCAGUUACCAGUGAUCUUAUUGUUGUGUUAAUUGCAGUUAGCAGUGAGAUCAUUGUUAUGUUGAUUGCAAUUACCAACCAUGGUGCAUGUGAAUCAUGUUGAAACACAAACAUGACGUCAUUGUCAUGUUGAUUGCUGUUACCAGCCAUGUGUUGUUUUCCUGCACUUGUAGUUUCUGAUCUGUUAUUUUCAAUUAACUCGAAACCAAAGCCAGGAUUUUAAAAGAUAAGAGCGUGUGUCCAUAAUUGUUUUUUUUUCUUUUCCAGAAUUCUCUCUCUCUCUCUCUCUCUCUCUCUCUCUCUCUCUCUCUCUCUCUCUCUCUCUCUCUUUUACUGUUGUUUGACAAAGUGUAUCUAAUGAGAUUGGGGUUUUUUCUGAUAUUUUGAAAGUAUACAUAAACACCCUCAAACAUGAUUCAUCUUUGAACCAGCAGCACAGACCUAGAAAUAUUCUUGGAGUAUUGAUUUGGGGGAGGGGUAUUCAUAAUGUUUAGAGAUGAGGACCCCUUACUACCCAUCUAGAGAGUGGUUCGUUUUUAACACUGUGCACUGUUGUGUUCACAGUGUAGUACCUAUCAAUGCUUGGGUCUGUAAUGUUUUGUUUUAAUAUAUUUGUGAGUGUUGGAAGCCACUACUGUGAGGUUUGUUUGGGGAGAGGUUUACUCAGGUGUGAAAUAAAAUUACGUGAUACCA